Molecule: messenger RNA, 564 nt
Organism: Frankliniella occidentalis (western flower thrips)
Lineage: Eukaryota; Metazoa; Arthropoda; Insecta; Thysanoptera; Thripidae
Exons: 2
Coding region: 259-564 (101 amino acids)
Source: RefSeq, a predicted model, not a curated record
CUCGCUCUCUGUCGUGCGCAGGUCAUACACGUUCUGUCCGACUACUGCCUGCUCAACCUGCCCACCGCCUGGUUCGUGCUGGAGAAGGGGGCAGUGCUGACGCCGUCCUUCAACGAGCUGAUCAGCCGCGUCGUGGAGGCGGGCAUCGUCCAGUACUUGGUUGACAAGUACUCCCCUAUCGUCCGGAAGCGCCGCGUUCGCGACAACAACGACAAGCCCCCAGUGGUCCUGGGCAUUGAUCAUCUGGUGGGAGUGUGGAUGCUGCUAGUGGUGGGCCUGGAGGUGUCACUGCUGGCCUUCGUCGGCGAGCUGCUCGUCUUCCGGAACCGCGCCCGCGUAGACGCCGUCCUGGCGCGGCUCGGCGAGCACCGGCGGCGCGCGCGCGCUGGGCUCAAGCGCCGGCGGAGGGGCGGCCGGCAGCGACAGCGGCGCUACAGCCGGCUGACGGCGCGGCCGGAGUCCCUCGGCGACGUGGUGGCGCCCGCGCUGGAGCCCGCGCUCGCGCCGCCCCUCCGGCUGCCCGGGGAAGCCGCGGACCCCCGCCGCCGCGGUCGCGACAGGUGA